Molecule: messenger RNA, 590 nt
Organism: Racocetra persica
Lineage: Eukaryota; Fungi; Glomeromycota; Glomeromycetes; Diversisporales; Gigasporaceae
Source: the annotation of a GenBank genome assembly
GCGAUUUCGAUAGUAUUGUUAAUUCGGAAAAAUUGAUUCUUGUAGAAUUUUUUGCACCAUGGUGUGGACACUGCAAAGCCCUUGCUCCUGAAUACGAGAUAGCAGCUACCGCCCUAAAGGCUGAAAAUAUUAAAAUUGCCAAAGUUGAUUGUACAGUUGAAACAGAACUUUGCACAGAACACGGAGUUAGAGGAUAUCCUACCUUGAAAGUUUUCAAAGAAGGCAAACCAGCAGAAUACACUGGCGGUAGAAAAGCUGAUCUUAUUAUAAGUUUCAUGAAAAAACAAUCUUUACCGGCAGUUUCUGAUGUCAAAGUUGAUAAUCUUGAUACCUUUAAAGAUUCAGAUGAUGUUGUAAUCAUUGGAUUCUGGGAUUCUGAAAGUCAAAAUGAACACGAUAUUUUUAAUACAGUUGCUGAGAGUUUGCGUAAUGAAUAUGUAUUUGGUCAAACGGGACAAAAAGAGGCAGCAACCAAGGCUGAAGUCACGGCACCAGCUGUUGUCCUUUAUAAGAAAUUCGAUGAGGGCAAGAAUGAAUUGAAGAGUCCAUUCACAAAAGAGCAAUUGGAAACCUUCAUAAAAGUCAACUCU